GGAAGCUGCUGCUGCUGCCGCUUGGGGCGAAGCGACGCGACGCAGUGCGCACGCGUGGAACAUUCGAUCGCUGGCGGAGUAGCUAGCUGCUAGGCUACGAUUCCUGCCACCAUGGAGAGGAAAGUUCUGGCACUCCAGGCAAGGAAGAAGAGGGCCAAGGCAAAGAAGACCAACAAAAAACAGCCACCAAAUGUUCGAGCUCGACAACCACCGCAACAAGAAACCUCGCCUCAGGAGCCCGAGGAACCUGAGGAGAUUCUGGGCUCGGAUGAUGAGGAGCAGGAGGACCCCAAUGACUACUGCAAAGGUGGCUACCAUCACGUAAAGGUCGGAGACCUUUAUAACGGCAAAUAUCACGUAAUCCGUAAACUAGGAUGGGGUCAUUUUUCCACCGUGUGGCUCGCCUGGGACACCCAGGUUAAAAGGUUUGUUGCGAUGAAAGUGGUGAAAAGCGCAGAGCAUUACACCGAGACGGCGGUGGACGAGAUCAAACUCCUUAAAUCUGUGAGAAACUCAGACCCGGAUGAUCCAAAGCGCGAGAUGGUGGUCCAGCUGCUAGACGACUUCAAGAUCUCUGGUGUCAACGGCACUCAUGUCUGCAUGGUAUUUGAGGUGUUGGGACAUCACUUGUUGAAGUGGAUUAUAAAAUCAAAUUACCAAGGGCUGCCCCUGGCUUGUGUGAAGAGCAUCAUUAGACAGGUUCUUCAAGGUCUGGACUACCUGCACACAAAGUGUCAGAUUAUCCACACGGAUAUAAAACCAGAGAACAUCCUGAUGAGCGUCGAUGAGCCCUAUGUCCGAAAGCUUGCAGCUGAAGCUACAGAGUGGCAGCGGGCCGGGGCGCCUCCUCCCUCCGGCUCAGCAAUAAGCACAGCGCCAGCCCCAAAACAGACUGUGAAAAUGUCCAAGAACAAAAAGAAGAAGUUAAAAAAGAAACAGAAGCGUCAGGCUGAGCUGCUGGAAAAGUGCAUAAUGGACCUGGAGAAGAUGGAGAAGACCACAGAGACGCGGGAGGAGGAGGACGACGACGAAGAUAAGGACCCACAGUCUCCCAAGGGACGAGCCUGUGCGCCUCUCAGGCACAUGUCCCUUCAGGAGUUCAUAAACGAUGACUCAGCAGAGUGGAGCGCGACUCCAGAUAACAGAGUGGGACCAGACGAGCUGUCGGAGGCCAACUGUAAUGGCCAUGCAGACGCGGAGGAGAGGCAGUCCAGCUGUACAAAUGAAGACCAACACAAUGGGAACGGAGAGCCGCCAGAGGAGCAGCAUCAAGAGUCCCCAGUCCACCCACUGUGCAACGGCGUGGAGUCUACAGAUUUCAACGAGCUGUACUGUGAGCUGGACGGCAGAGGGGCUCGCAGCAGCGGAGUGACUGAGAGGGGCCUUCCUGCAGGGCUGGAGGAGGGGGAACUCGAACAAAGCAUUUUACAAGAGGAGGAUGAGGAGGACGAGGAGUGCCGGUACAGAAUCCAGGAAGGCCUGAGAAACGACAAGUUAACAGCAGGAUCCCUGUUGGUUAACCCUCUUGAGCCAGGUAAUGCAGAGAGGAUCAAGGUCAAGAUUGCAGACCUGGGAAAUGCUUGCUGGGUGCAUAAGCACUUUACAGAAGACAUCCAGACACGACAGUACCGGUCUUUAGAGGUGCUCAUUGGUGCAGGAUAUAGUACACCAGCCGACAUAUGGAGCACAGCCUGCAUGGCCUUUGAGCUCGCCACUGGCGACUAUCUGUUUGAACCUCAUUCUGGUGAAGAUUAUUCCAGGGAUGAAGACCAUAUAGCGCUGAUCAUUGAGCUGCUGGGGACUGUCCCACGCAAACUCAUAAUGACUGGCAAAUAUUCCAAGGAUUUUUUCACCAAGAAAGGUGAUUUAAAACACAUCACCAAGUUGAAGCCGUGGGGCCUGCUGGAGGUGUUGGUGGAGAAAUAUGAGUGGCCCCACGAGGAAGCAGAGUGCUUCUCUGACUUCCUUCUUCCCAUGCUGGAGCUGGUCCCAGAGAAAAGAGCCACGGCUGCAGAGUGCUUGCGCCACCCCUGGCUCGCCCUCUAGUGGACAUGUCCAGGCGUUGCACCUCCCUUCCCUCCCACUUCCUUAAGAGACUGCAACAGAUCACUUUCCACUUUGGGCAUAUCAGAUUUAAUAUUUAUUUCUCUUUUUUUUGUUUAAUUGUUUUGGAUUUCUUGUGCUCUUGUUGAGCUGUUGCUUCUGUGUACAUUUGCUUUGUAUUUUUCUUUUUCCGUUCUCCCUUUCGGUGUUGCGUCAGGAAUCCAGUGAGUUUAUUAUUUGAUGUUCUCUGUUUCACCCACCAAUCCAGAAGCAAAACUCAUUGUUCUGCUAGCGAAUCAUCCUUGUUUGUUUUCACUCCUGCACUAAAACUCAAACUAAGGAUAUGUAGCCUUUCGUUUCUUUUUCCUUUAAAAAGGACUUCUUAUACGUUCUCAUCCAUUUUCAUUAGUGCUGUGUUUUUUUUUUUCUAUUGUUUUAUCUUAUAUCUCGCAUGUAGGGGUAUACAGCUUGUAUUUGUAAAGUAGGUUGAGGAAGUUGCACACUGGGCUGACAUUUACACUGACUGUGGUAACAUUCAUUUAAUUUCUAAGGUUCUCUAAAGUCUUUCUGACACUGUCCUUAAGUAGGUCAUAUUUAGCCAUAAUAAAUCUAAUGUCACCUGGGAUUUGGAAGGUAGCUCAUAAAAAAUGAGUUUGUUUGUACUCAUGGGAGGCUGGUAUUCUCAUACACAUUACAAUUCAGGUUUUGUGGGAUCAGAGGUUUCAGUUCUAACAAAAGCCCAAUUUAAAGGAGGCGGGGGAAAAAUAAAAAAAGAAAAUAAACUGUAUAUAUCUGUACCAAAGAGUUUGCCUUUAUGUAUAUUACAGUUAUGUACAGUUUUUAACAAAUCUUAUAUCUUAGCUAAAAGGAUUUAGCUGGGUAGCUGUGUUUUAUUGAAGCGUAUGGAAGACGUGUUUGAGCUCAGUUGUAUGUAUGGCCAACUGUUGCGUAAUGUACCCUGUUUUUAACUAUAGAGUCGGUGAGAUCUGAUGUUAUGUGACGGUGUAGCGAACCAAUCAUAUCAAACUAAGCUAUGUUAUCUGCUGAUACCUAAAGGUAAAAACGUACAAUUUACAUUAGCGUCACAUUCAAGAACAUAGACUUUGUGUGAGUUGUGAACGACAAAUCUGUACAACACACCAUUCAAUAAAAACAGAUCUUCUGAAAGUACAGAAUGACUGUGUACAAGUGUUUAUUUGGUGACAGAAUAAAGAAAAUGACAGCUUAACAACACUAAAUGACUUUGAAGAGAAAAAGAACUGUUGGAUUUUUCUCCAUGAAACUGGGAUCUUCAUUCUUCUGUCCUGAAUAUCCAUGUGUUCAUGAGUUGUCUGUAAAAGAAAAAGUGCUAUUAAAAAAACAACCUUUAAUGACUUUUUACCAGCUCUGAUAAAGGUAAGAAUAGUAAUAAAAUGCAUUUUUUGUCGUAUAUGAAGGAGAAAGAUGAAUUGUGAACUGGCUAAUUGUUUUUAACAUUAAUAAUUUUCAACAUGUUAAAACUGAGAAACUAAGCAAUUUCUUUGAAGGCAAAAAAAGGAAUAUUUAGCCGUUUUGGUCAUUACUUCCUAAGAUUUCUUUCACUCAAGCAGUUCAGUGUCCUUUUGUCACAAUUCUUUUCAGGACUUUCCAAUAAAUGUAUAAUGUUAAACUUG
Messenger RNA from Fundulus heteroclitus (mummichog), 3695 nucleotides. It is a transcript of the gene srpk1a, whose product is annotated as SRSF protein kinase 1a. The transcript has 16 exons. The record is from RefSeq and is a predicted model, not a curated record. Gene Ontology annotation, molecular function: ATP binding; protein kinase activity. Gene Ontology annotation, biological process: spliceosomal complex assembly; protein phosphorylation; regulation of mRNA processing. Lineage: Eukaryota; Metazoa; Chordata; Actinopteri; Cyprinodontiformes; Fundulidae. Bases 112 to 2046 code for a protein of 644 amino acids.